Messenger RNA from Mytilus californianus (California mussel), 1750 nucleotides. RefSeq lists its product as uncharacterized. NCBI's taxonomy places the organism in Eukaryota, Metazoa, Mollusca, Bivalvia, Mytilida, Mytilidae. Bases 215 to 1558 code for a protein of 447 amino acids. The record is from RefSeq and is a predicted model, not a curated record. The transcript has 6 exons.
CGAUAACCACACCAUGCAAACACAAAAUAGUCUACUGUAUUUUGCGAAAUGUCUGUUAGUAGGUCAAUUUGAUGACUAUUACUGCGGGGGUGUUUUACGACAUUGACUGGCUAUAAAGCCACCGCACACAUUUUACAUUUAAUUCAAUUCGCACGUACAGUGAUUUAACUAAAUGAAUUGCAUCAGCUGUUGACGUCCUUGUUCAAUAAAUAAUAUGUCAGAAGAACGAAGUACGUUAACGCAGAUUUUUAAACUACUCAAAGAUCAUUUUGAAGACUACACAAAAAUUUCGGAUACACAAACUGACAAAUUCAUACAACGGAGUAAAAAAGGUGUGCGGGAAUCAAGAAAUUUAAAAUGUAACAGUUGUCCAUCAUGUUCAAAGUUCUUUCAAUUUAUGGACCGUGCAACUUCACCAAUUGUUUUAGAAAAUGGGAAGGAAGAAAAUGUUUUACAAAAAUCAUGUAAUGAAGAAGAGAGUACAAGUAACGUUCCAGUGUUGUUGGAUUUCCAACAUAAAAAUAACCAGGACGAUAGCUUGAUGCUGUCAUUAAUUCGGGAAAAUGCGGACAUGAAAAUCAAAAUGCAAGAGAUCAAUCAGCAUUUAAAAAGCAUAUCGAAAUCUAUAGAAGACAACGAAGAUGGAAACCUUAGCCUUAGCAGGAUAGACAGAAUUCUCUCCAAGGUUAUACGUACUCAUAAACGAUCUGAAAUUCUGUGUGACAAACUCUGCGAAGGACUGGAAAAUCUCGAGUCAACAAAACCUAUAAAUACCCUUCCAUCAGAACUAAAGGAUUUUUGCAAUCGAAUAAAACAAUGUGUUGGUCAGGAGUACCGACAUUUAGGCUCAGGUUUGGGCCUGGAGCCUAAUGUUCUUGAUAGAAUAGAGGAUGAUUAUUCAGAGGCAGAUGAAUGUUUAGAAACAAUUAUUUUAGAGUGGUGCAGAGGACAAGAAACCCCUUCCAUGGACGAACUUGUCACUGCUUGCCAUACAGUUAAUCCAGAUAUCUUAAAGUGUAAACCAUUACCAAGAUCACUUAGAAAAGUGCUUCAGAAACAUUACAAUUUCUUUUACGAGGAAAUGCACGAGAUAGCAGUCCUACCGCACUUAGUUUCAUCGGGUAUACUUACAUUCAAACUACAGAGAUAUAUCUUGAAACCAAAAACCAAAGACCAACGAUUGUCGAGGCUUAUUGAGGCAUUAGGUACGAGAGAUAAUGGUCUUGACGAACUUAUCACUGCCUUGGAAAAAUCCGAACAACCUCACGUUUCAUCAGUCCUAAAAGAUUCAGUAACUGAUUUAAGUUUGAAUGCAGAUCCAAUUGAUGGCAUGGAAUUUCGUGAAGAGAAACAGGAACCGUUUAGGCCCGUUUCUAUGCUUAAUUCUUUUUUAGGUAGACGACACAAUUCCUUCUCCAAUGAACUUGAAUUUGACGACGGCAGAAGCUGUAUAUCUGAGAUAUCAUUUGCCAGUGGAUCUUCUAAUUUAGAACCUCGGGCAAUUUUAGAUCAGAUAGCAGAACUUCUACUUAAAGCUGGUUUGAAAUUGUCUAAAUAAUAGCAGUGGAGAACAUGCCGUUAAAAGGGCAUUUUUUGUCUUCAUCUAUCGAAAUUGAAUAUCAAAUUAUGUGCAAACUUAUCGACUUAAUGUAGAGUUCAAAUUUGAAUGAAACCCUACAUGAUAUGACGAUAUUAUGCAGACAAAACCAAUUAUUAUGUAGUAUUCGAAAAAUAAAUAUUUUCAAUUUCC